AUGGUGAUGGAGGUGGUGCACGAGGACGACGCCGGAGACGGCGGCAUGUACUGCGCGAACCACCCUUUCAAGAACAGCGCCGUCCCAGGCGGCAUCUGCGCAUUCUGCCUCCAAGAGAAGCUCGGGAAGCUCGUCUCCUCUUCUUUGCCCAUGGCCGUCUUCCCUUCUUCCUCCUCCUCCUCCUCUUCCCCUUCCUUCAGAUCCGAGUUCGACACCGGCAGCGCCACCUCCGCCGGCGCCGUCGCAGGCGGCCUCCGCCACCUCGCCUCCUCAACCCAGACCAGCGCCAGCAACAAUGAGAUCUGCUAUUAUCCCCGGAGAUCGUCAAGACUGCCCUUUGUCCUGACGCACAGGAAAAACAAAAAGAAAAACAAAAAUAAAGACAUGAAUCUGGCCAAUGGGAGCUCAGAAAAUUCUAGCAUCGUCUUCAAGAGGAGCAAAUCUACCGUGACGCCGAGAAGAGGAACGCAUUUCUUGGACGAGAGCUUUGACAGUCCAAACAAAAGAGGUUUUUGGUCAUUUUUCCACUCUUCCAAAAGUUCUAACGCCAGAAAAAGGGAUAAACACUUUAAAGAUUCGAGCUUUACGCUUAAUGGUGUUGUGGGGUCAUCCUCUGUGACCGGUGCAGCUGGUCCAAGUAGGCCAAGAGAGGAUUUUGUGGUUGUUGAAGAGAAUGACGUAAGCCCGGACGCGGGUUUGGCCCGGAAGGUGUCUAGAUCCAGAUCUGUUGGGUGUGGGAGCAGGAGUUUUUCCGGUGACUUUUUUGAGAGGAUCUCGACUGGCUUUGGCGAUUGUACCCUGAGGAGAGUGGAGAGUCAACGGGAGGGAAAGUCAAAGGUACAACCUUCGGUGCAGAGGAAUGGUGAUUGUAUCAAGGAGAGGGUUAGGUGUGGUGGUAUUUUUAGUGGCUUCAUGAUCACUUCAUCUUCCUCCUCUUCAUCAUCUCUGGUUUCUGAGGAUAAUAAUAAUAAUAAUAAUAAUAAUAAUAAUAAUAAUAAUAAUAAUAAUAAUGGAAAAUCAAUUUCAGUGGGUAAUUCAAUGUCUCAUGGGAGAAGCAAAAGCUGGGGAUGGGCACUUGCAAGCCCAAUGAGAGUUUUUUCUAGUAAGCCAUCAUCUUCUAUGAAAAGGGAUUCUGCAAAACAGGUGACUCCUAAUUUGGCUGCAAUUCCUUCUUUGUUAGCUGUGGGUGGCUGA
Molecule: messenger RNA, 1194 nt
Organism: Striga asiatica
Lineage: Eukaryota; Viridiplantae; Streptophyta; Magnoliopsida; Lamiales; Orobanchaceae
Source: the annotation of a GenBank genome assembly